Messenger RNA from Coregonus clupeaformis (lake whitefish), 1558 nucleotides. Its product is annotated as phytanoyl-CoA hydroxylase-interacting protein-like. Bases 192 to 1334 code for a protein of 380 amino acids. NCBI's taxonomy places the organism in Eukaryota, Metazoa, Chordata, Actinopteri, Salmoniformes, Salmonidae. The record is from RefSeq and is a predicted model, not a curated record. The transcript has 5 exons. Gene Ontology annotation, molecular function: protein binding. Gene Ontology annotation, cellular component: cytoplasm.
CGCUCGUGACGAUUUGCUGACGCGCCUUCAGCCACACCACCCUGGAGAGAGAAGCUGCGAGGGAGCGAAGGGGCUGGAAACCGGUCACUCUAUCUCUCUUUCUUGAUCGAAUGUGAAGGGAGGCAAGUCCUGCGGUAAAACGAGCGAAAUUCCACCGAUACCAGGAGAGGCAUCCCGGCUCUGUUGUAAAAAUGGAGUUUCCAAGAUUGGGACACAACUUAACCAGCCCGAUGAGUCCGUGUGAGGGCAUGCUAAAGAACCUCAGCUUGGACGCUAUACAGUUAUGCGAGCGAGAGGGUAAUAAAUCCCAGGACAGCAGCAUCGUAGAGAUGGAGGAGCUUCCUGUCCCUCAGAACAUAAAAAUCAGCAACAUCACAUGUGACUCUUUCAAGAUUUGCUGGGACAUGGAGCCCCGUGUCAAGGAGCGCAUCACUCACUACUUCAUUGACCUCAAUAAGAAAGAGAACAAGAACUCCAACAAGUUCAAACACAAGGAUGUUCCCACUAAGCUGGUGGCGAAGGCAGUUCCUCUGCCGAUGACAGUGAGGGGUCACUGGUUCCUCAGCCCGCGUACAGAGUACACUGUGGCCGUCCAGACAGCUUCCAAACAGACUGACGGAGACUACGCUGUGUCAGAGUGGAGCGAGAUCAUAGAGUUCACCACCGCCGAUUAUUCCACGGUGCAUCUAACCCAACUGCUGGAGAAGGCUGAGGUCAUUGCAGGGAGGAUGCUGCGCUUCUCUGUGUUCUACAGGAACCAGAACAAAGAGUACUUUGACCAGGCCAGGGAGGUGCAUGGGAACCGCAUGCUGCCAGCAGUGAAGGACAACAGUGGAAGCCACGGCUCACCUAUCAGCGGAAAGCUGGAGGGCCUCUACUUCAGCUGCAACACAGAGUUCAACACAGGCAAGCCCCCCCAGGAUUCCCCCUACGGCCGCACACGCUUCGAGAUCCAGGCUGAGACCCUGUUCAACCCCAAGACUAAUCUCUACUUCGGGGACUUCUACUGCAUGUACACAGCCUACCACUACGUCAUACUGGUGCUGGCCCCACAGGGCUCGCCCGGCGAUGACUUCUGUAAGGCAAGGCUGCAAGCGCUCGAUAUCACCAACAACCACUUCCUGACGUGCACGGUGGAUGAGGAGGCAGGCGACGGGGCGCUGGUGUUCCGGCACUCCCAGGAUGUGAUCCUGGAGGUGAUCUACACGGAGCCCGUGGACCUGGCGCUGGGCACGGUGGCAGAGAUCAGCGGGCACCAGCUCAUGAGCCUUUCUACUGUCAACGCCAAGAAGGACCCCAGCUGCAAGACCUGCAACAUCAGCGUGGGACGCUAGUGGGAGACUGGACUGGACCUGUGCUACACACAAAUGCAACCCCAACCUUUACACACCUCUAUAUCCACAAAUAACCACCCUCCCAAAAGAAGAACAGUGCAAAAGACGGACCCAGACUGUGAAAGAAAUGUAACAACAGGGUGCGGUGCUAGAAUUCAUAAACCAUUAGCAUACACACACACACACACACACACACUCACACACACACACACACACACACAUAA